Rangifer tarandus platyrhynchus (Svalbard reindeer) is the source of this 315-nucleotide messenger RNA. Lineage: Eukaryota; Metazoa; Chordata; Mammalia; Artiodactyla; Cervidae. The record is from the annotation of a GenBank genome assembly.
AUGGAGACCUUCUGCGAGACGGUGCAGUUUUACCUGAGGCACCUGGAGGACAGCGUGUACCCCGUGAUGACUGAGGACCAGUUUGCACUGAAGCUGUUCCCCAUGUAUCGCUACUUCGUGACGGUGAAGCUGGGGGUCAUCAAGUCCCUGAAGCCCAUGCUGAACCUCCUCCUGCCCAGGGAUGCCCUGCGGGACCAAGUGUACGACUCCCUCCCUCUGCUGCUGGCGGGGUACCAGGGCAGCCUGGAGGCACUCUUUAUCACGCGGGUGAGGGGCCUGGGCUGGGGGCUCAGGGACACUGAUCCUUGGAUGUAA